GGCAGGGUUUAUGUAACUCUCUUUUAAAGGAACCUGAUCCUUGCGCUCGCCCUUUCCUAUUGGGAGUUCGCGCUUUGUUUGGGGAUCCAGCUCAGCCACGCUGAGCUCUCACAUCCUCCGUCUGCCGCCUCGCACACUUGCAGCGCUACAGGAAAUACACAUGAUGAAGAGUGGAAGGACUGGCUUCAUUACUAUUAUCCCACAUGGCCAAUGAAUCGAGGCCCUGCCCAUGUGAUAUUGGGGACAGGUUUGACUAUGGAGGCCGUGGGCAGGAGGUUCAAGUUGGGCACAUCAAAGCCUAUGUCUGCAAACCUUCUGCCAGCACCGACAAAGCUGUGAUUGUGAUUCACGACAUAUUUGGAUGGCAGCUCCCAAACACCAGAUACAUAGCUGAUAUGCUAACAACUAAUGGAUACAUAGCCAUCUGCCCAGAUUUUUUUGUGGGACAAGAAGCUUGGAAACCUUCUAACGACUGGGCAUCUUUCGAUGACUGGGUGAAAACACGAGAUGCCGGCAAAAUAGACAAAGAAAUUGAUGUCGUCCUCAAAUAUCUAAAGGACCAAUGUGGUGCGAAGAAGAUUGGUGUCAUUGGGUUUUGCUGGGGUGGAGCAGCAGUGCAACAUCUGAUGCUGAAGAAUCCCCAUUUAAAGACUGGAGUGUCCCUCUAUGGAGUGAUCAGGCGUUUUGAGGACAAACACAGUUUGCUGCAUCCUACCUUCUUCAUUUUUGGUGAGAAGGAUGACAUUAUUCCAUUGGAGCAGGUCACCUUGCUGGAGCAGAAGCUUAAACAGAACUGUAAAACUGAUUAUGAAGUUAAAAUUUACCCUGGACAGACACAUGGGUUUGUGCAUCGCAAAAGAGAAGAUAUCAAUCCUCAAGAUAAACCUUAUAUUGAGGAAGGAAGAAUGGAUAUGAUCAACUGGCUGAAUAAAUAUCUUUAGAUUAAAUUAAUGCCAAUAAACAAAAACAAUUGUAGUAGGAAAUCAGAAAAUAAUACAGACUAUAUUGUUUAAAAUGUUCUUACAACCAUAAAAAUAUUUUGUAAAACUCUUCUGCAAUAACACUACUUAUUUGCACUUACCUUCUAAGUAGGGGCUUAGAAAUGGCUUUUCAAAUGAUGAAAGCUAUAAAUGUAAAGAAGAUUUUUAACACUGGUCUUGUAUAUGUUAAAAUUAUUAGGAUUUCAUGUGGCAUAUUUUCUGUCACCUGAAAGUUUAAUUUUUUUAUAUUAAUGUCAACAUGAUUAAAAGUCACUGAAACUCUG
Taeniopygia guttata (zebra finch) is the source of this 1264-nucleotide messenger RNA. Its product is annotated as carboxymethylenebutenolidase homolog. The record is from RefSeq and is a predicted model, not a curated record. Gene Ontology annotation, molecular function: hydrolase activity. Lineage: Eukaryota; Metazoa; Chordata; Aves; Passeriformes; Estrildidae.